This is a messenger RNA of Thyridium curvatum, 2190 nucleotides long. RefSeq lists its product as uncharacterized. Lineage: Eukaryota; Fungi; Ascomycota; Sordariomycetes; Thyridiales; Thyridiaceae. Gene Ontology annotation, cellular component: plasma membrane; site of polarized growth; cell surface. Bases 1 to 2190 code for a protein of 729 amino acids. Gene Ontology annotation, molecular function: osmosensor activity. The transcript has a single exon. The record is from RefSeq and is a predicted model, not a curated record. Gene Ontology annotation, biological process: signal transduction involved in filamentous growth; hyperosmotic response; establishment of cell polarity.
AUGCAUACCAGCUCCCUCCUCGUUGCCGCCUUCGUUGCGGCGGCGUCCGUGGUCAGCGCCGAGCCUGCGCGGCCGAAGAUCUACUUCCCUCGCCAGAUCAAGCGCCAAUAUGUGAACGCCACCAUCACCCAGGCCGACCCUCACCCGCCCCCGAGCCCGACGACGCUUGCCGACCUGACAGACUCGACCGACUCGGAAACGACGAAACGCGAGACCACGUCCUUCUCUCGCCUUUUCCAGGGUCUUCCCGAUCCCUUCGCUUCCCUGAAGCCCUCAUCCAACUCCGGGUCGUCUUCCGGGUCGUCUGGCUCAUCUGGCAGCGGCGUCACCACUGUUGUCCGAGUAAGCACCGUCGUGGUCUCUCCCUCGACGGGCACGCCCACGUCAGGCGACUCUACGUCGUCUGGCUCGUCGGACUCGUCUGAGUCUGGCGACGCGACGGUGCCCGUCAACACGACAGCAAAGCCUACGGCCUCGUCAUCGGAUAUCGUGAUUGCUCCCACCGGUAUCGUCACCUCUUCGUCGAAAGCAUCCUUGGACCCGCUGGCACCGAUCCAAACCGCUGUCAGCGGCAUUAUCUCGGGCGUUAGCAGCGUUCUCGCUCCUUCCCAGAAUGCCACGGAGCCCAGUGAGACGAGCACUCCGGUCGUCGUCGUUACCACUGCGCCGGGAUCAGUCACCUCCUCUGCCGCGGUUACCGAGACUCCCUCGCCGACCGACACUCCACUGAUCAGUCUGUCCGUUUCUGUUCCUCUGACGAUCAGCACUCCGAUUGUCACGGUGUCGGAGCCCACUGCCAACUCUACGGCCCCGACCGAGGAGCCUACCCAGCCUACCCAGGAGCCGACGAGUCCCACCGAUCUCCCUACGGGUCCCACCCCUACUGAUCCGCCGGUUAUCACCAACGGUACGACUGAGGUCCCUCCGCCGACGACGACAGAGCCGCCUACCUCGGUCCCUACCACGGUGCUGCCUCCUCCGACCACCGAGCCUACGGUGCCUGCCAAUUCCACCGAGCCCGCCCCGACCUCGAUCCCUGAGACCACUCUCCCGCCGACGGACACGGUCCUGCCCGAGCCCACGUCGGUCCCUACCAACAACGGCACGACCAACGGCACGGUUCCCGAGCCCACUCUCAACCCGCCCGAGACGACGGCGCCGCCCGAGACCAGCACUCCGCUGACGAGCAUCCCGGCCACCGGUACUAUCAGCGACUCCCAGCCCUGGAUUCCGACCACCAUCAUCGUGCAGGCCCCGACGACGACGCCUACCAACUCUGGUUUGGCCCCGACGGCGACCGCUGGAAUCCCGACUGGUCUGCCCAAGGCUAUCACUCCUGACAGCGGCAACCAGCCGAUUCCCGACGACACGAUGGAGAUCCAGAUCGCGUUUGGCCACGGUCUGAACUACGACUUCGUUGCCAAGACCCCCAGGGCUGCCGCUCAGGUGCUGAAGCUCGUCCCGCCCAUGCUCAGCUACUCGUCUGGCUUUGAUGAGAGCAAGGUUGUCGUCCGCAAGCUGGUGCCGCUUGACACGAUCGAGCAGAACGGCUAUGUCACGACGCUGGCCAUUACCACCUACCCCAAGUCGCAGGUGGAGCAGCUGCGCCUGGACAUGCACGCGCCCAACGCCGGUAUCUGGCAGAACCCCGACCAGCUGGUCUACAACAUGUCCCAGCAGGUCAACCCUGCUAUCGACAUCAUCCUCGGCUCGACUCUCGACUGGAACGCACCCGGCGCGGGCAGUGGCUCAGGCUCGUCGAACAACGGCCCCAGCGACGGGCUCAACAAUGACGACCCGGCGAACAAGCAGACGGCAUCCCAGAAGGGCACGUCGGCUGCUAUUGCCGUCGGUGCCGUCGGUGUUGCUGCUGCGUACGGUGCGGCCAUGUUCAUCAUCGCCCGGAGAUACAAGAAGAAGAAGGCUUCUCACCGCCGCGCCAGCUCGCUCAGCAGCCCAUCCGAGAUGCGUGAGGCGGCCGGCAGCCCGCCCCUGAUGGGUGGCGCUCUUCUGAGCCGAGACUUUACGUCGAGCUACGGAGGAGUCGCUGGUGGCGCUGCUCCCGGUGGCCGCGACAGCCACGGCAGCCAUGGCAGCAACGGCAGCGGGCGUAGCGCGGGCAACAACUCGGGACGCACGGCCAUGAUCUCGGCGCCCGUUGCUGCCGAGAACUCGCUGGGGUGGAACUGA